GCUGGCUUGGCUUUGUUGAUGUGAACCGUUUUCCAUUUUUCUUCACUUAAUUGUUGAAAGAAAGAGUAAUACGUGCGCAAUUUAUGCUUCCGCGAAGGUCGUACGGUUCGGUUCUCUAGGUUUACAAGUUCCCGGUGCUGCUGGAACCGUAGGAGAAUCCCAUCCACCGUCCCAGCAUAGGCAACGAUGUCGAAGCGAUCGGCAGAGGAAACGGCCGGUGGUGGCAGCGGUACGGUGGGUGGUGCUGCAGGUACAGGUGGCGCUGGUGGCCUGCAGCCACCGAUCAAGAAGGUACACUUCGAACCACACCUUAUCGGACCGAUUUCCACGCUGGAAGAGUUAGACAUCAAGGUGCUGAAGUUCCAAAACAAAAAGCUGGCCCAGCGGAUCGAACAGCGGAUACGAUGCGAAUCGGAACUACGGUCACGUAUCGAGCAGCUGGAAAAGCGUCAAACGCAGGACGACGCCGUACUAAACGUGGUGAAUCGCUACUGGAAUCAGCUGAAUGAAGACAUUCGCGUUCUUCUACAACGUUUCGACGCGGAAACGGCGGACGAAUCGGAAAACAAAAAUGAGAACGAGGUGACGACCUCUUUUCUCAUGCAGCUAUCGACCUGGGAUAAGGAGGAGCUCGAUGACAAGCUGGCGAACCGAGUGCAGGUUUCGAAGCGUGCCGUGGCCAAAAUCGUGCAGGUAUUCGACCGGUUAAUGCAGCGUAACGAGAAGCUGAUGCUAGCGAUGAAAGGUGAAUCGGAGGACGGCAAAUCGCCGGCCAUGGCACCGCCCGAUCUGGACGAAUCCCUUCGCCAAACGUACAUUGACGUGAUGGCGGAGAAUCGUAACCUGCAGACACAGAACACGCUGCUGCACGAAAAGUUUCACACAAUAUCGCUGAAAAUGAGCGAGUAUCAGGAUAUGCUAAACGGCAAAGAAACAGAGGCGGCAGAACUACGCAACCAGAUCGACGAUCUACAGUACGAGCUGGAGAAGGUGAGGUGUCGUAACGAUAAGCUGGAGAACCAUCUUGCCGAGGCGAUCGAGAAGUUGAAAGCGUAUCAUCAACUGCACGGAGGUGAUCCGCUAAGUGGUGGCGCAGGUAGCGGUGAUUCCGGGCGGCAAUCUUCCUCGGCUGGCGGUGGUUCGAGAGGGUCCGGCUCGAUGACGAGUGUGGCUGCCCAGCACCUGGAAGAUCUGCAAAAAGAGCUAGAGGAAUACAAGGAACUAUCGAACAACCGGUUGCAGGAACUGGACAAACUGCAUUUGCAGCACCGCGAAGCGCUAAAAGAGGUGGAGAAGUUAAAAAUGGAUAUCCGACAGCUGCCGGAAUCGGUAAUUGUCGAGACGACCGAGUACAAGUGUUUGCAGUCACAGUUCUCGGUGCUGUAUAACGAAUCGAUGCAGAUCAAAACGCUGCUAGACGAAAGCCGGAAUCAACUGCAAUCGAGUAAGAAUCAGCACCUACGCCAGAUCGAGAUGAUGGAAAGUGAGGAACUGAUAGCGCAGAAGCGGGUCCGCAGUGACAUGAUCCAGAUGGAGGACGUCAUGUCGCAGAUCCGGAAAGAGUACGAGAUGCUGCGGAUCGAAUUCGAACAAAACAUGGCGGCGAACGAACAGACGGCCCCGAUAAAUCACGAGAUGCGCCAUCUCAUCCUGUCGCUGCAAAAUCACAACGGCCAGCUGAAAGGUGAGGUGCAGCGCUACAAGAAAAAGUACAAAGACGUGUCCGCGGACAACGGGAAACUGCGGAAAGAACUGGAGGAACAGACGACUAAGGUGACCAUGAUACAGGAAGCCCAUCAACAGCUGGCGGAUUCGAUCAAGAUGGAAAACUGUCUCUCGAUGCGAGAUGCCGGUGGUGGCGGUGCCGCCGUUAAGGAGGAAUCCGGCGGAUUACUGCUCGAACGCGAUGGUCAGUGCGCGAUCAAGGAGGAGGAUCCGAAUGGAUCGAUCAAUUCGUGUGGCACCGGUGGACUGGGUGGAACUAGUGGCAGUGGCGGCUCGCUGACGAGGUCCGAUUCCGGCGAGGAGGGUGAAAUGGAUGCGAACGGUAUCAAGCGGGAGGAGAUUAUGGGACCGGACGGGAUGAUGGUGGUAAAGAAGGAAGGAUCGAUCGGAGCGGCAGGCGGUGGCAGUCUCGGGAUGGACGGGAAAGCAAACGGGCCCGCCGAUCAUCAUCGGGGCGUGAAGUGUGCCGAGUCCGAUCUGGUGCGCGACCUGCGCAAUCAGCUGAAGAAAGCUUUAAACGAUCAGAAAGAGAUGAAGCUACUGCUGGAUAUGUACAAGGGUGUGCCGAAGGAGCAGCGGGACAAGGUACAGCUGAUGGCAUCGGAGAAGAAAAAGUGCGCCGAAAUUGAGGACCUCAAGUGUCAGAUGAAGAAGCUGCAGGAGAGCAAACGAGAAGACCGGAAGAAGCUGGCGGAUGAGGAAGCGUUGCGGAAGAUCAAGCAACUGGAGGAGCAGAAGUACGAGCUGCAGAAGCAGGUUCAGAACCAGAAGCAACCUCCGGACAGCAGCUGGACCACCGGCUAUCGACCAUUUGAAGAAGAGGCCCUCCUGAACGAAAUGGAAGUGACCGGGCAGGCGUUCGAAGAUAUGCAAGAGCAAAACUCAAGACUGAUACAACAGUUGCGCGAAAAGGAUGAUGCAAACUUUAAGCUGAUGUCCGAUCGAAUUAAAGCCAAUCAGAUGCACAAGCUGCUCAGGGAGGAAAAGCAACUGCUUGAAGAUCAGGUAUCAACACGAGAUAGUCAAAUCGAAGCGAUGCACGUCGUAUUACGAAAGCUCGAGGAAAAAGAACGCAUACUGCAGAACACGGUCACAACGAUCGAGAAGGAGCUGGUCGCACGCCAGCAAGCUAUGGAGAUGCACAAGCGGAAAGCUAUCGAAUCGGCCCAGUCGGCGGCUGACCUGAAGCUACAUCUGGAGAAAUAUCACGCCCAGAUGAAGGAGGCGCAGCAAGUAGUGGCGGAAAAGACGAGUUCGCUAGAGGCGGAAGCGUACAAAACGAAGCGGCUGCAAGAGGAGCUAGCCCAGUUCAAACGCAAGGCGGAGCGCAUGAAGAAGAUCGAAAUGUCCGGCACGACGAUCGACGAGGUGAUGCUGGAGGAAAUCCGCGAGUACAAGGAAACGCUCACCUGCCCAUCCUGCAAGGUGAAACGAAAGGAUGCGGUCUUGUCCAAAUGUUUCCACGUGUUUUGCUACGACUGUCUGCGCACGAGGUACGAGACGCGCCAGCGCAAAUGCCCGAAAUGCAACUGUGCAUUUGGUGCGAACGAUUACCACCGGCUGUAUCUGUCAACGUAAGGCUGUUCCCGCAGGUGUGUCCCUCUGUGAAUGUGUGAGUGUGUGUAUGCGAGCGCGUUUGUUUCCGUAUGUCCGUGUGUGUGCGUGAUUCUAAGGGAAUCUGGUCUCCUAUCCUACCCUCCAACUUCUGGUGUCUGUUUCCGGUAUUUCCCUAGCACUAAGGGAAUUCUUCCUCUUGCUCGAAGGAAGUGUAUGCGCGGUACUUUCGGACUAGAAACAAUAUCCGCCUAUUGUAAAGUAUGUACAGUCUGAAUCUGUUCCCGGGAAGAGUGUCCUUUCACUGAAGAAAGGAGCCACGUAAAAGCCAAGUUUAUAAAGUCCCAAAUCUAGGAAACCUUUGGAAGCGGUCGAACCUCUCCGACACUGUUAUUUGCUACUAGCCGUGUAUAAUGGCCUCAUGUUUUAACUACCCCCUAUAUCAGUCGAAUCUAUUUCAGCAGCAGAAGAAACCAAGCAUUGCUAGAAAUACACGGUCUAGCAAAGAUAUUGAGAUAGGGGGUAAACCAAUUCCAAGACUCUAGUGCUGAAACCCACGAUCGUUAGCGAUCUGUGCGUGAUCAACAAGCAACAAUUUACGCUAAAAACCAUUACAUUAUUAGGGAAAGGAUUUUCUGAUAAGUUUUGCUAGUCUAUUCAUAGGCCGCUUCUCGAUAGACGGGCUGCACUGCCUCCCGUGAUCUAGAUAGAAUUCAUGCUGCAUUGUAUUUUUUAUAUUUUUAUCUACUUUAGAUCCCCAAAACUCCUUCCUACAUAUUUUUUUAUAUUGUUGUAACGCCUUUUAUACCUUCCGUUGAAGACAAAACAUAUUUGGAACAAAACCCUCCAUCUCAUGGUCAUUGUGCAAAUGGUUCUUACACCACUGUUGAAUAUGUCCUGCCACUCGGGAUCUGUUGUAUUUCUUCCCCAAAAUCCUCCCUCCCUUCGUUAUCCUGUUCCGUGUGUACGAUCUGUACGGAUUCAACCUGAAUUGAACACCCUAGACUUAUUUCUUGGACAAGUAGAAAUGGAUACUAAGAAAUAGCUCUCUACCUCAGCCUCAACCGGAGUGUGUACGGAAGCCAUAUUGGAGAGUACUGUCUGUGAGUGCGUUGGCCGGACGUGUGACGCAUAGGAAGCAGUCUGUUGCAACUACUAGCCGUUAAAAAAAAAAGUAAGCUCGAAAACAGGUGCAAUUGUGCAAGAAUAGGUUAUGCGAAUCGAAAAACUAGACGAUAAGAACUUUUCAUAAAAUAUCCUUCCUACGUCUUCUAGCGUGUAAAAGUACAAUAGAGAUUAGUGUUAGGGAAGUAUUACACCGGACAAGUAGAAAAAACAAAUACAAUCAACUGUCAGCAGCGUUGUUUUAAGGACCGAGCAUAAAGAAAACUCAAACGUACUGUGUAUAGGACAAUUUUAGAGUAACUCUUCUAAUCUCCUACCCCAUCCUUGGUUCGGAUUUCAUGAGGAACCAUUACAGAUUUUAGAAUGUUCCGGUCUAAUUCCAGAUGGAAGGAUUGCAUAUCUCGAUAUUUCUUUUCCAAGUCGUUUAUAUAGCCUGAAGGAUUCAAACCUACAUUGGUGGUGGAACCUUAUACAGAACAAGGAUGUAGGUCCAAAGCGGAUAGCAUUGUUAAAACUUUCCAAUAAACUAGUAAAGAAGCAAAUUUGUCACACGGCUUAGCGCUACAAAUAGCUAUUCACUAAAGUAGCGCUUUAGUACUAAUGCUACUGACGUGAAGGACAAAAUCGGCUUAUUUACAGCAUAUUUGUGAGCUUUAACAAGGCUGUGGAAGAGCAGGGCGAUAUCAUUGUCCAAACAACAGCAAAUCCAUUGUAGCAAUGGGAGAAUGAGAAUUGGUAACGCGUUGCUAUGCGGUAGACAGUCUUCACUAUGCUAGUCACAACCGACCGAUGCAGUCACAGCCAGGUUCGAAAUUCCGUAUCACACGCAGUCAGUUCAACUGCUGCAAAUCAUCUCAAGAGACGGAGUAAGAGAGAGAGCGAACGUGGAAGCGCAUAAGGAAUGAUGUUAAGCAAAACAAAAUAAAAUCUAAAUUAAACUAAAUUAAUGUGGACAACCGUAAAAAAACAAAACACAAAAAACUACAACAAAACAUAGUAAACAGCAGCAGUAGCAGCAGUAGACGCUACUUGAUAUCGUUGACGACCCGUAUCGUUAGUUAUUGCUGAGCUGGACAACCCCAGAACCCCCCAGAACAGUAACAACAACCACUAGCAAACUUCAAAAUAAAACUUCACCAUCACACUCCAACACACCUAACUGCAUGCAUGUUAAACGAAACGUAAAGGAAGAAAAAGGUGAAAAAGAUAAACAAAAAAAAGGGAAAAGAUAGUGAUACUAUUAUCUAAAUGAGUGAAGAAACAAAACAGCAUACAAGACAAGCAAAGAACAAGAAAAAAAACCAACGCGGCAAACACGAGAAACCAACAAAUAAUAAAAGCAAAUCAUUA
Molecule: messenger RNA, 5754 nt
Organism: Anopheles moucheti
Lineage: Eukaryota; Metazoa; Arthropoda; Insecta; Diptera; Culicidae
Gene: Bre1
Product: E3 ubiquitin-protein ligase Bre1
Exons: 5
Coding region: 187-3303 (1038 amino acids)
Cellular component (GO): nucleus; HULC complex
Molecular function (GO): metal ion binding; ubiquitin protein ligase activity
Source: RefSeq, a predicted model, not a curated record